AUGGGUGAAACAAUCCAUCUGGACCAGCCUGAGCUGGAGAAACUUCUCCAAACCAGUGAUAUCGGCUCAAAAAUAGACGUUUUGGAGAGACACACAAGUCUCUCGAUCCGCAAGUCGCCAGCUGCCAACUCCGUGCAAUCCAAGCAACAGACUCUCCAGCUUGAUAGAAAGUUCGAAUUUGGCAACGCAAACCCCUUCCACAGUGGCAUCAACGCCCCGACUCGAUUCGAUGCUGAAGUCGGUUCCUGUCUUGUCCGAGGUGACGUCCCCCUGGAGUUAGACGGCACUUUCUAUCGAGUCGCAUGCGACCCUAUCUUCGCCAACCGCAAUGGCAAAGACAUUUGGAUCAACGGAGACGGUGCUAUACAUGCUUGGCGGUUCUCCAAUGGCGUCGUCGACUUUAAGCAGAAGUAUGUGCGCACUCCGCGAUUUGUCUAUGAGCGUGCAGCUCGUGAGCCGCUUUUUGGAACCUACAGGAACCCUUAUGCUGGUGAUGAGAGGGUCUUUGACGAUAUACAAGGCCCCGGUAACACUCAUGUGCAUAGCUGGCAUGGCUGGCUCUUGGUCUGCAAGGAGGAUAGUCCACCAAUCGCCGUGGACCCAGACACUUUGGAUACCAUAGGUAUCUACGACUUUGAAGGGCAGCUUAACCCUGCAGAGACUUUCACUGCACAUCCAAAGGUUGAUGCGGUUUCUGGAGACACCAUGUGUUAUUCCAUGGAAGCAUCAGGAAUGGGAUCCAACGAUCUCGCCUAUUAUCGAUUUGAUAAGCACGGGAAAAAGGUGGACGAGUGUUGGGUUAAAACACCUGAUGUCACUUGGACCCAUGAUAUGGUCGCGACAGAGAACUGGGUCAUUUUCCACAUGAGCAAUUACCAGUUCGACCUCGACUACAUGAAGAAAGAAAAUGGCACCCACUUUCGCAUGAACCGUUUCUUGCCUAACAGAUUCGGUGUUCUUCCCCGACGGAAUCCCAACCCCGAGGAUGUUCGCUGGUUCGACAGCCUCAAGAACCACACGUGGGGUCAUUUCUCAAACGGGUUCGAAGGUCAGGAUGGCUGCAUCUAUCUCGAUGCCUUCAUCGCAGAUACCGACACACUCGGAGUCUUUCCCAAUAUGCACCCUGAGCUGGAUAUCGGCAACCCGGAGAAAAGACUCAACGGAAAGCUUGCCCGGUUCAAGAUCGACCCCAAGGCAGGCUCCAAUGAACUGGAGCUCCCGGUAGUACUCAGUGAGGUAGCGGGUGAAAUGGGACGCUGCGAUGAUCGUUUCAUCACGAGGCCCUAUAAUAACGCCUUCGGAGCUAGACACUCGCCCAGGGGUUUCGAUGCAGUAAUUCACGUGGACAUCGCAGCUGGCGUUACUAAUAUCUGGGAGCCAGGUGAGGGUAUUGCAGUUGGCGAACCCUGUUUUGUCCCUCGACAGAAAGAUUCCCCUGAGGGCGACGGGUACCUGCUCGUGUGCACACGAGACGCAGCCAAGCGGCAAGCUCAGCUAUCGAUCCUUGAUGCUAAGAAUAUCAUUGCUGGUCCUGUAUGCAUCGUAGAACUUCCUUUCCAACUUUGUGAGGGUGUACAUGGCAACUGGGUGGAGACGCAGAACUUGAUAUCUCGCAAGCCGCUCAUCGACUAUUCCGGUGUCACCAAGGCGAUUCAACAGAAGUUCGGCACUGGGGCUCCCAAGUUCUACGACAACUUCAUUGGGAAGCCGGUGAUUCUGACUCGAGCUGAGGCGGUUCCUAACCCCAGGCUCAUCUAG
Fusarium oxysporum Fo47 is the source of this 1758-nucleotide messenger RNA. Its product is annotated as retinal pigment epithelial membrane protein-domain-containing protein. Gene Ontology annotation, biological process: carotene catabolic process. NCBI's taxonomy places the organism in Eukaryota, Fungi, Ascomycota, Sordariomycetes, Hypocreales, Nectriaceae. The record is from RefSeq and is a predicted model, not a curated record. The transcript has 6 exons. Bases 1 to 1758 code for a protein of 585 amino acids. Gene Ontology annotation, molecular function: carotenoid dioxygenase activity.